UAUUAUAUUCAACACAACACUAGUAAACUACCUUAGUUUAUUCCUUGUUUUUAUGUUGCUUUGUCGUUGGAUUCCAGUAACAAGGAUCUUGUCACAACACACAAACUCACUUCACACGUUUGUUUCCGACAUUUACUUCUCAACCUAAACCCAGUGAAGUUAACACGGCGGAAAAGAUGCAGCAGACACCUCAAAUGAUUCCUAUGAUGCCGUCUUUCCCGCAAACAAACAUAACCACUGAGCAGAUUCAAAAAUAUCUUGACGAAAACAAGAAAUUGAUUCUGGCAAUACUAGACAAUCAAAAUCUUGGGAAACUUGCAGAAUGUGCCCAGUAUCAAGCUCAACUCCAGAAGAAUUUGAUGUAUUUAGCUGCGAUUGCUGAUGCGCAGCCACAAACACCAACCUUGCCUCCGCAGAUGGCCCCGCACCCUGCGAUGCAACAAGGGUUCUUCAUGCAGCACCCUCAAGCUGCAGCAAUGGCUCAGCAACAAGGAAUGUUCCCGCAAAAGAUGCCAAUGCAAUUCGGUGGUAAUCCACAUCAAAUGCAGGAGCAACAACAGCAACAGCAGCAGCAACUUCAUCAGCAGGCUAUGCAAGGUCAAAUGGGACAUAGACCCGGAGGGAUAAACAACGGCAUGCAUCCAAUGCACAAUGUGCACAACAAUGAGGCUGCUCUCGGAGGCAGUGGUGGUGGUCAGAAUGAUGGACGUGGUGGUGGAAGCAAGCAAGAUGCUUCCGAAACCGGCACAGCCGGUGGAGAUGGUCAAGGAAGCUCUGCCGCCGCUGCAGCCACGCAUAACAGCGGAGACGCAUCGGAAGAGGCAAAGUGAUUUAAUUUUUUAUGUAAUAUUUAAUAAAAUAACAAUACCUUGUGACUGUUGAUAUUAGGUUUUGUUUAAAAAGAUAGCAUAUGGCUAGUAUGAUCUUGAUGCCUUUUGAUCGGUCAAUCAAAGGAGCUUAGGUAGAUGUUUGUGUUUCUAGGAUUUUGGCGCAUGCAGCGGGGUUUGUGUCGGCCGAAAUUGUUGUUGUCGCAAUAUUAUAGGAAGUAUUUGUUACUGGAAGAGGGUGAAUUCUCUUCAAGUCUGUGUUUAACUUUUUUGUAACUUUAUUUCAUUCUUAAUUUUCAGUAACUUUUUAUAAUAA
Messenger RNA from Vicia villosa (hairy vetch), 1143 nucleotides. Its product is annotated as GRF1-interacting factor 3. The transcript is spliced from 5 exons. Gene Ontology annotation, molecular function: transcription coactivator activity. Gene Ontology annotation, cellular component: nucleus. The record is from RefSeq and is a predicted model, not a curated record. Bases 177 to 830 code for a protein of 217 amino acids. Lineage: Eukaryota; Viridiplantae; Streptophyta; Magnoliopsida; Fabales; Fabaceae. Gene Ontology annotation, biological process: cell population proliferation; positive regulation of transcription by RNA polymerase II; leaf development.